CUCUUCUAACAGGUAGGAAGGCAGCUAGUAACACGGCAAACCCUGGCACGCCGGUUCCUCUUAACUUGGCUCAGGAGACUUUCCACGCUUCUUACUACUGCCAGUAAGACUACGGACAAUUUCAAGUGAUCUCUGUCCCCUCUGUAUGGCUUGAGUCGCUAAAUGCUCAGCCCUGUGGAUCCAGGUUUUGCUUGGUUCCCACCUUGCCUCUUCCACUAUCUAUAACCCCCGAGCUAGCUAGGGACCUACUACUAGUAUCAUGACCCAUCAGGCCAAACGACGACGGGUUGGAACUCAGCCAAAUGCCACUGUAGGCAAUGGCAUCGAGUGUCUGGACGGCUCAUACUCACCAGCAUCGAAAUUCGAUCAGGAUGCCUGGAAUGGAUUCUGUGAGCUGGAAUCGGAACCUGCUCUUUUCAAUGUGAUGCUCCGGGAUUUCGGCGUAAAGGGGGUCAAAAUUCAAGAAGUCGUGUCGCUUGACGAGGAGAUGAUGACAUUUUUGAAUAAACCCAUAUAUGGUCUGAUCUUUCUGUUCCGUUGGCGCGAGGAUGAUUCAGAUAAGCAAGAACCAAGCUGCCCGGAGGGCCUCUGGUUUGCUAACCAGACAGCCAGCAAUGCUUGCGCUAGUGUGGCACUUCUGAACAUCGUCAACAACAUUAAAGGUAUCGACCUUGGGGAGAAUCUACGGAGUUUCAAAGACUUUACCAUGCCGUUCACACCCGCACUGAGGGGAGAUGCAAUAAGUAACUUCGAGUUUGUCAAAAGGAUACAUAAUUCAUUCGCGAGGAAAAUGGACAUGCUUAGCUCAGACUACCAGCUUAAAGCCGAGGCUACAUCCAAGCGAAGUCGCCCAGUCAAGAACAAGCCUGCAGAUAAUAAAGCAGAUGCAAGUUUUCAUUUCAUUGCCUUCGUCCCUGCCUUGGGUAAAGUUUGGAAGUUCGACGGCUUAGAACGUCAACCUCAGGCGCUUGGCUCUUGCGCAUCAGACGAAGAUUGGCUGAGCCUGGUAAAGCCUGAUAUUCGUACCAGAAUGGAGGCAUAUGAAGAAGAUCAAAUAGAGUUCUCCAUUCUGAGUGUUGCUAGAGAUCCGCUCCCUGAGCUUGUCGAUCAAUUAGCUACCAACGUAAAGAGCCUAGAGAUUAUUCAAGAGCGCUUGAGCUCGAUUCACGAGAGCUCAAUUGACCUUGAAUCGACUCUGGCGGAUUCAGUAAGCGAAAAUACCAUCCUGGGGCCGGACGAAAGCUAUACGUUGACAAGGGAAACCAUUGACCAAGUGACUGUCCAUAAAACUCAAGAGAGAGAAUACCAGACAUGCUCAGUGGAAGAACUUGUUCAUCACCGGCAGAGGCUGGGUCAUGCUCAGCAGGACCUACGAGCAGCAAUCCGAGAAGAGCAACAGUCUCAGCAGGUGGAUGAGGACUAUGCGGAAGGACGAAGAUAUGAUUAUGGCCCGGCCAUUCGAACGUGGUUACGUUUUCUAGCACGAAAAAGGCUGAUAGAGGACUUGUUGUGAAGACUCCAUCAAAAUGAUCGUGUCGUUUUCGUUUGCCUUGUCGCCAUUCUCCAGAGAGGGGGUUUGAAAGGGGGUGGGGAGAGAAUAAUGUUUGUCUGUUGUACGUAGAGCGUGCACUAGGAGCACUUCACCGGGAAUGACCACAUUAGCGUUGAAUGGGCACAACAUAGCAUUUUUCGACAGACGAUCGUUGCUGUCCGGUGACUCUUAUUACUCGGUCAUCGAAACCAUGGAGGCUGUGGGAGAUGUCAUGAUAUGAGGUAAAACAUAGAAAGCGGAUGGAAUGCCCAUAUGGACGGACAACUUGGGCUUGGUAUAUUGCAGAUAGAUAAGACGCGAGGAUGGAUUUAGCUUAGAGCAUGCAGUAGGAAUCAAGUGUAAGUAUCAUGUGUGUAGUGAGCGCGUAAUGAACGAAUGGAAAAGACUAAAGUAGUACUAGUAGUUUACUACUAACUGCCCAAG
This is a messenger RNA of Aspergillus welwitschiae, 1975 nucleotides long. Its product is annotated as ubiquitin C-terminal hydrolase 37. The record is from RefSeq and is a predicted model, not a curated record. The transcript is spliced from 6 exons. Gene Ontology annotation, molecular function: cysteine-type deubiquitinase activity. Gene Ontology annotation, cellular component: cytoplasm. NCBI's taxonomy places the organism in Eukaryota, Fungi, Ascomycota, Eurotiomycetes, Eurotiales, Aspergillaceae. Gene Ontology annotation, biological process: protein deubiquitination; ubiquitin-dependent protein catabolic process. Bases 260 to 1513 code for a protein of 417 amino acids.